This is a messenger RNA of Tinamus guttatus (white-throated tinamou), 600 nucleotides long. RefSeq names its product achaete-scute family bHLH transcription factor 3 (gene ASCL3). NCBI's taxonomy places the organism in Eukaryota, Metazoa, Chordata, Aves, Tinamiformes, Tinamidae. Gene Ontology annotation, molecular function: DNA-binding transcription factor activity, RNA polymerase II-specific; protein dimerization activity; RNA polymerase II transcription regulatory region sequence-specific DNA binding. The record is from RefSeq and is a predicted model, not a curated record. Gene Ontology annotation, biological process: developmental process; regulation of transcription by RNA polymerase II.
AUGCAGAACCUAAUGGAUGGCAAAGGCUACUGCGACUUCAUGGACCAGUUGUCCAUCCGUGGCGACACCCAGUGCAUGCCGCUGACCAGGUCUUUCUGUGUAGACCCCAUGGUUACGUUUCACGUGUACCCAGAAACAUCAAACCAGGUCACCUGCUCUGAGGAUUUGUCAUUCGUUCCCUUUGGGCCAGAGCAUCUCAUCACGGAAAGCUUCUACAACGAGUCCUGCACCUUUCCCUAUCAACUCCCCUGUUCCAGCUACGGCAGAAGCGAGUACUCCUACGGGCCAGCGUUCAUCAGAAAGAGGAAUGAACGGGAAAGGCAGAGGGUUAAGUGUGUCAAUGAAGGAUAUGCCAAACUGAGGCACCACCUCCCUGAGGAAUACUUGGAGAAGCGGCUCAGUAAAGUAGAGACUCUCCGUGCUGCCAUAAGAUACAUCAGCCACCUACAGUCUGUUCUGUACAAUGAAGCUGCACUGCCAGAAAAAAGGAUCGUGGAACCAAGCCAAGCACCCAAAGCAACUAACAAGCAAAACCAGUUUUUGAAGACUAUCUAAGCUCUUCCAAAGCAAGCAAAAGUUAUCCUGCCCAGGAACCUAAUA